UCAAAAUUCCGAGAAAGAUGUCACUCAGAACGAAGAAUAUAAUAUGGUUACUAGAUUAGUGUUUGGAGUUUUCCUUCGAUUUUGUUUCAUGUCAGAAUACACGGAUUUCGUAAAUUACGACACAAUGAUGUCUAAAAUUAAGAAGGGUUACCUCAUGAAUUCUGUAAUGCUUAUUUUCUUGGCGUUCGCAUUUUUUUAUGGAAUCGGGAAUUUUAUUGCUCUCGGAUUGAAGGAUGACGAUUUUAAAAUUUUGGUUUUACAAGCUAUUUUCAGUGUUAUAGCUGCAAUUCAUCCAUUCGUGCAAGGAAUAAUUUAUUUGUUGCAAUCCCGAAGGAUGUUUACAUUAGUACAUAAGUAUAGGGAUACCUGCAAGAAUAUAUCUGGCAAUACUAGAGAAUUCUACAGAGUACAAACGCUCAGGCAACAUUUCCUUCAGAAUUUUAUAGCAAUUGAUACAGCGUGUGGUUUUAUUUAUCACUAUGUUAAUCGAACUAAUUGUUUCGAGGAUAAAGAUCCACGCCUUGUUUGUGGACUAUUUCUACCGUUAUGGUAUCCUUUUGUCACGAACUACUUUCCAGUCAGAGAGAUAAUUAUAUCCAUUGCCACGUUGUCAUUCGGUCAUUACUGUCUGUACAUGAUUCACGCUCCCAUCGACAUGUUUUUUAUGGCAGAGAUAUUUGAAUUUAAAGUGGAGCAGCUUAUACAACUGAUGCGGGAGACAUCUCUGAAUCGUAGCCAGAACAUCGAUGUCGUCAGAAGAAAUUUUCGGAGAAUAGUAGACUACCAUCAGGAUAUUCAUGAGUGUUACCUCAUGGUAAGGGAACUUGCAGCAGAUUUAUCAGCUUUAAUUUUAAUUGGUUAUGUCCCUUUUACGGCAGCUUUGAUGGUAUUCCUCAUCACGGAUUUCAAUAUUGCUCACUUGGAUGAAUUCUUUAUAAUAAUCACAAAUUUGUACAUGUGGUGUACCGCUAUGCAGAAAAUUUUUGAUAUGGGAGACAAACUCACUGAAGGAGCCUUUGAAAUGGAUUGGUAUGAAAUGGAUAACAGAAUGAGCAAAGACUUCGUUAUUUUUUUUAUGAAACUUCAUCAGCCUUUGAAAAUUAAAUCAUUGUUUUUUGAUUUGAAGAAACCGAUAUUAGUCUCGAUGAUGAAAACCAUGUAUUCCACUCUGAUGCUCAUUCUCAACACAAAUAACUAAUUUCAAAUCAACAAAAAAAAAGUCGCAACUACCAAUUACUGCAAUACCUACUCACAAAUUGAUACACCUAGUAAACUUUUGAUUUCAAGAAAUCUCAUCAGUUAGACAUUUACUUGACUGAAUGAAUUUAAAACAAUGAUAAAUUACAAGAAAUAUAAGUAAAUGAUAAAAUCGAACUGGCAGAAAUUGAGAAUUUAAUAUUGUCAAUUUUCGCGACUAUCAUUAUUUAUGUUGCUAUAUUAUUUUCUUGUAGCUCCAUGAGUUUUGAUUGGAUGAUCACUUAAUAUAAAUAAUGGUCUCCACAAUCACCUACAUUGCUUCAUGAUAUGGAACAUCGUUCUGCUUGGUUAUUCAACAAUAAAUAACAUU
This is a messenger RNA of Harmonia axyridis, 1567 nucleotides long. RefSeq lists its product as uncharacterized. Gene Ontology annotation, molecular function: olfactory receptor activity; odorant binding. NCBI's taxonomy places the organism in Eukaryota, Metazoa, Arthropoda, Insecta, Coleoptera, Coccinellidae. Gene Ontology annotation, biological process: detection of chemical stimulus involved in sensory perception of smell; sensory perception of smell. The record is from RefSeq and is a predicted model, not a curated record. The transcript has 7 exons. Gene Ontology annotation, cellular component: plasma membrane. The coding region runs from base 44 to 1198 and encodes 384 amino acids.